UAAAUAGUAAGCAAGAAAGAAUGUGAGUUUUCCUUUUGUCUAUCUCCAACUCUAACUCCAAGUCUCCAACUCAUCAAGUAGAAGCAGCAGCAUCUAACUAUUCAACAAGCGUGUGUGUUGCUGCUGCCCAUCCCCAGCUCUCACAUCUCCAUCUUCAUCUCCAAUGGCGGGCCAUCCCCACCUCCUCCAUCACCCCCUUCCCUUUUAACCUCCUCCUUCUCCUCCUUCCUCUCUCCCCUCUCUCUCUCUCCCUUACCAUGAAAAAAGAUCCCUGAGUACUCCAUCUCCAUCUCUUCCAUGGAUCCUUCUCUUCCUACUCCUCCUCCUCCUCCUCCUUCUUCUUCCUCUUCUUCACAACAUCAACAGCAACAGCAACAGCAACAUCAACAGCAACAACAACAGCAACCAAGUAGGUACGAAGCGCAAAAAAGAAGAGAUUGGAACACUUUCCAGCAAUACUUGAGGAAUCACAAACCACCACUAGCUCUCUCACGCUGCAGCGGAGCUCAUGUCAUCGAGUUCCUCAAAUAUCUAGACCAGUUCGGCAAAACUAAGGUUCACUCUUCUUCUUGCCCUUACUUCUCCAACCCCAACCCUCCAGCCCCUUGUUCUUGCCCUCUCCGCCAAGCCUGGGGUUCUCUCGACGCUCUCAUCGGCCGUCUCCGUGCUGCUUUCGAGGAAUCCGGUGGCCGUCCUGAAUCCAACCCUUUUGCCGCUCGCGCUGUCCGCAUCUAUCUCCGUGAAGUCCGUGAAACCCAAGCUCGCGCUCGUGGCAUCCCUUACGAGAAGAAGAAGCGGAAACGCCUUCCUCCUUCUUCCUCCUCCUCCGCCGCCGCCGCCACCACAACCGCCGCUUCCUCCUCUUCUGCUCCUCCUCCUCCUCUUCUUGCUACUGCUGAUGCUGCUACUGCUCCAAACUCAGAUGAUCAUCAACCUGGUGCUUCUUCUGCUUCUUGAUCUCUCUCUCAUUUUCUUUCUAUCUCUCUCUCUCUCUCUUUGUUCUCUUUGUUUUCUUGGAAUUUAAUUAUAUAGAACUAUAUAAUUAAAAUUCACAUGAUCAUGACUGAAUGGAGAUUUUCAUUUUGCUCAAAAAAUGUGGAACUUGCACCCCAAAAAUUUCAAUCUUUCUUCUCUCUUUCUAGUUUCUACAUCUCCAUAUAUGUACUGUUCAUGCCUGGUCCCCAUUUUUCUUCAAACUCUCAGCCAGCAGCACACGUGCACUCACUCUUCUCUUCUCUUCUCUUCUGCCAUUGCUAACAUCAUCCCCGCAUCACACAAUAAUAUUCACUCCUUUUAAUAUUUAUAUUUAUAUAGUGACAGUGUUCUAGACUUACAAUUGAAUUAUAAGUACAAAUAUAUAUAAUGUGGUGUUGUUUCUUGUUGAGAAAUAUGAGAGAGUUAAUUAAUUAAUCUUGAGAAGUGCUAAGUAGUAUGAGAAUUAAUGUGGAUUGAAAGAAGGGAUGAUAACUGAUAAGAUAGAUAAAAGGCCGCAAACCCCCACCAUGCUCAGGUCCCAUCAUCUUCUUUUCAUUCUGUCUUCUUGGUCUCUGCCAUAACUAUGAACCUCUCUAUUUAUUGUUUGUACUGCUUACUUUCAACUUGUUGACCCCACCCUUCAUCUUACUAAUUUACUACUCUACUACCUGCACUUCUUCUUCUUCAACAUUAUAUAUUAUUAAUUACUUUCUUAAUUCUUUAAUUUUGUGUUAUAAAUAUAGAGGCAAAUGUUAUAACAAAUCAUGAUUUAUUGAGUGAGGAAGUGAAAAGACAAGUUGGUGUGUGUGAGCUUGUGAAGAUUACCUGCUGGGAUUAUAUAUAUUUCAUACAAAUUGAGGAAAUGUUAUUGUUAUUAUUAUUAGUAUUUUAAAAGUUUCAUUACAUUCCUCAAAAUUAAUUUCACAACCAAAUUAGAGAAAU
Messenger RNA from Dioscorea cayenensis subsp. rotundata (Guinea yam), 1917 nucleotides. Its product is annotated as protein LIGHT-DEPENDENT SHORT HYPOCOTYLS 5-like. The transcript has a single exon. Bases 298 to 957 code for a protein of 219 amino acids. Gene Ontology annotation, biological process: response to light stimulus; mRNA transcription. Lineage: Eukaryota; Viridiplantae; Streptophyta; Magnoliopsida; Dioscoreales; Dioscoreaceae. Gene Ontology annotation, cellular component: nucleus. The record is from RefSeq and is a predicted model, not a curated record.